AUGAGCUCUAUUGAUGAGAAGCCUCUUUCAUGGUUCAUCAGACUGAUUCAUGAUACUUGCAUUCAUUUGAAUAAAUCUAUGUUGCUCCUCUGCUUAUUCCACUCUAAUUCUACAAUGAGCUCUAUUGAUGAGAAGCCUCUUUCAUGGUUCAUCAGACUGAUUCAUGAUACUUGCAUUCAUUUGAAUAAAUCUAUGUUGCUCCUCUGCUUAUUCCACUCUAAUUCUACAAUGAGCUCUAUUGAUGAGAAGCCUCUUUCAUGGUUCAUCAGACUGAUUCAUGAUACUUGCAUUCAUUUGAAUAAAUCUAUGUUGCUCCUCUGCUUAUUCCACUCUAAUUCUACAAUGAGCUCUAUUGAUGAGAAGCCUCUUUCAUGGUUCAUCAGACUGAUUCAUGAUACUUGCAUUCAUUUGAAUAAAUCUAUGUUGCUCCUCUGCUUAUUCCACUCUAAUUCUACAAUGAGCUCUAUUGAUGAGAAGCCUCUUUCAUGGUUCAUCAGACUGAUUCAUGAUACUUGCAUUCAUUUGAAUAAAUCUAUGUUGCUCCUCUGCUUAUUCCACUCUAAUUCUACAAUGAGCUCUAUUGAUGAGAAGCCUCUUUCAUGGUUCAUCAGACUGAUUCAUGAUACUUGCAUUCAUUUGAAUAAAUCUAUGUUGCUCCUCUGCUUAUUCCACUUUAAUUCUACAAUGAGCUCUAUUGAUGAGAAGCCUCUUUCAUGGUUCAUCAGACUGAUUCAUGAUACUUGCAUUCAUUUGAAUAAAUCUAUGUUGCUCCUCUGCUUAUUCCACUCUAAUUCUACAAUGAGCUCUAUUGAUGAGAAGCCUCUUUCAUGGUUCAUCAGACUGAUUCAUGAUACUUGCAUUCAUUUGAAUAAAUCUAUGUUGCUCCUCUGCUUAUUCCACUCUAAUUCUACAAUGAGCUCUAUUGAUGAGAAGCCUUUGAAUUUCAUGGUUCAUCAGACUGAUUCAUGA
Molecule: messenger RNA, 969 nt
Organism: Acanthosepion pharaonis
Lineage: Eukaryota; Metazoa; Mollusca; Cephalopoda; Sepiida; Sepiidae
Source: the annotation of a GenBank genome assembly